AUGGUCUCUUGGAAUCUCUUCACCCUGGCCCUCGGGCUGUUCGGUUCGGCUCGUGCCUUUACCAACCCCAUCCGCAACCCGGGUGGUGGUGAUCCUCAGGUUACCUACUUUGACGGUUACUACUACCUCAUCUCUACCGAGUGGACCAACCUUCAGCUGUCUCGCGCAAAGACUAUUGAGGGUCUUAAGACGGCCACUCCCAAGGUCAUCUACACAGACAGCAAUGCCUCUCGUUGCUGCAACGUGUGGGCUCCCGAGAUUCACUACUUUGAUGGAAAGUGGUACCUCUACUACACUGCCGGAUUGGCUGGUGACAACCUGGAUGGCCAGCGCUCGCACGUCCUCAAGGGUGGAGCUUCCCCAUGGGAUUCUUGGUCCUACGGUGCCCAGCUCACCAACGACUGGGGCAUUGACGGUACCAUCCUUCGCUUCAACGGCUGGGGCAACUACUUUGUCUACUCCUGCAUGACUGGAGUCAAGCACCAGUCGACUUGCGUCCGAAAGCUCGGCUCCAACUACAUGUCGGUUGGAGACCUCAGCAUCAUCUCCCAGCCCGAUCAAUCCUGGGAGCAGUCCGGAGUUCCCGUGCAGGAGGGCCAGAACGCACUCUACUUUGGCGGCAAGACCUACAUCGCCUACUCUGCCAACUACUGCUGGACUCCCGACUACUGCGUUGCUCUGCUGGAGUGGGAUGGCAAGACUGAUCCCGCCAAGGCCGCCGCCUGGAAGAAGUCCAACGGCUGUGUUCUCAAGAGCGGCAACGGAAGCUACGGAACUGGACACAACAGCUUCUUCAGAAGCCCCGAUGGCAAGGACACCUGGAUCACUUUCCAUGCGACUUCCAACAAGAACGGCGCGUGUGAUGAUUCGCGAUAUGCCAUGGUCCAGCCUCUGACUGCCAAUGCUGACGGCACGCCCAACUUUGGAAAGGUUCAGGCCUUUUCUUAUCAAUGGGCAGAGCCCAAGGCCUAA
Fusarium keratoplasticum is the source of this 972-nucleotide messenger RNA. RefSeq lists its product as uncharacterized. The transcript has 2 exons. NCBI's taxonomy places the organism in Eukaryota, Fungi, Ascomycota, Sordariomycetes, Hypocreales, Nectriaceae. Bases 1 to 972 code for a protein of 323 amino acids. Gene Ontology annotation, molecular function: hydrolase activity, hydrolyzing O-glycosyl compounds. The record is from RefSeq and is a predicted model, not a curated record. Gene Ontology annotation, biological process: carbohydrate metabolic process.